Molecule: messenger RNA, 9815 nt
Organism: Cydia fagiglandana
Lineage: Eukaryota; Metazoa; Arthropoda; Insecta; Lepidoptera; Tortricidae
Product: autophagy-related protein 13 homolog
Exons: 8
Coding region: 239-1570 (443 amino acids)
Biological process (GO): mitophagy; piecemeal microautophagy of the nucleus; autophagosome assembly
Cellular component (GO): Atg1/ULK1 kinase complex; phagophore assembly site; cytosol
Source: RefSeq, a predicted model, not a curated record
UCAUUGAAUCCUCGUGAUUUUUUGCCUACGAUUUUAUUGUUUUGUAAUAUCUAAGUGAUGUUUAAGUAUGUUUUUAAUGUAGCAAAAUAAAGAAUUUAUUUCCAUGGACAUUUAUAAUACAAAUACACUAGCUAAAACAUGUGGUUAAAAUGUGUUAAAUGUUUUAUCUUAUUGGAUGUUGUAACUGCGUAAAUGGCUCGAAUAAUGUUGUUAUUGUAACCAUAUCGCUUGCGAUAGCAUGGCAGCGGCGAAUGCCGAGUCCGAGCGGGCUCGUUUAUAUAAAUUUGCCAAAAUAUUAACUCUGAAAGUGGCUCAAAUCGUCGUGCAAAGUAGAGAUGGCAAAAAGAUCACUCACGAGUGUUCUAACACGAAACCUCUGGACAACAGCGCCUUAUCAACAUCCCCUAGUAACUUACAAUGGUUUAACCUGUCCAUACCCGACGAGCCCGAAGUGAACUACGACACGAAACGAAUACUCAACGGGGAAGUGGUCACCGCUCUCACCAAUAUAUUGUGUAUUGAGAUAUCGCUCAAAACGAUAGACGGCGAUGAGAUGGUGCUAGAGCUGUGGACAGUGAAACUGGCCCCCUGCAUCGAAGCCCCGCUGACAUCCGUCUCCACGAUCUACUACAGGAUGAGCGUGAUGCUGAAGUCCACGCUGAGCAUCUCCAGGAUAACCCCCGCGUACAAGAUGUCCCGGGCGCAGAACAAGGAGACCUACAAGAUAUACCACAAGAUCUACGGUGGACAGCCUAACCUGGAUCUGUUAGGGGGCAACCACAAAGAGAUCAAAGUGAGCGAGCUCCACACGCCGAUAGGCACCAUCCUCAUCGAGGUCCGGUACCGCACCAAGAUGACCAUCCUGCCCGAAGACCGGCUCAAGCCGGCCGACAUCCUCAACAGCAACGGGGGCAUUAUGGUGAAGAGCGACCACUUCCCCACUGAACCCAAACGCGACAACGAGAAGAAAGGCAUAGACCUGAACAAGCCCCUGACGGCGGGCGCGUUCGUGGACGCGGACAAGAUGAGAGAACUCCACGCUAUGCUGCACCAGCAGCUGCCGCCCGAGCCUGUCGGCUGGCUGCUGGAACCCGACACGCCCCUGACGGCGGACGCGUUCGUGGACGCGGACAAGAUGAGAGAACUCCACGCCAUGCUGCACCAGCAGCUGCCGCCCGAGCCCGUCGGCUGGCUGCUGGAGCCCGACACGAAAUUAAAACUAUUGGCAGACGCACAGAAGUUGAAGGAGAGGAAAAAGGAGGCCCAAGAGAGGGACAGCGAGGCUCAGUGCAGCACUAGCAAGGCGAUAGAAGUGCCGCGGGCCCGCGACGGCGAGCGGUACAACAGUCUCAUGGACUUCCCAUUCGCCGACGGCAGCCCGAUAACGGAGCUGGCGAACUUCUACCAGGAGUGCGUGCACCUCCGCUCGUGCAGCGACGAGCUGGGCAUCGCGGCGGAGCCCGCGGACCCCGCCGACCUCGGCCUCCAGCUCCGCAUGUUCGAGGAGGCCGUGCCCGAGUUCGACAACAUGGUCGCCUCCAUGUUCAGCGACGACGGCGGGGAAUACUGAACCUUAUUCAUUAAACUUUACGGCCUGAUUUAGCUAUCCCUUUAAUCCGUAGCGGGAAUGUAACUUGCCAUCAUACUUAAAAUAAAAACGCACCUUUGCUAUAAGAAUUACGGUUCGUAAUCGAAUGACUAGAAAAUGUCGAAUGGCUUAAGGGUUAAAUAGGUCAGAUGACUAAUUUUUAUUUAUGGUAUCAAUCGAUCAAGUUUGUCUUUAGGAUCAAAAGUCUAUAUGAGACCCAUUGCAUUAAAGCAAUACAAAAUUCAGAAAUGAUAAUUAAAGUCCGACAGUAGUACUUCACUCGCGAACGCUGUCACUGAGAGUCCAUCUUGAAGUAUGGACGAAAUAAUAAAAAUGCGUUUUUGUCAGUGAAAUAUUGCGUUUAUGUAUAUAGUUGCUAACAAUCUUUUUUUGGAUAAAAUGUAAGGAAUCGCAUUACUUAUUUCCUUUUUGGACUUAAAAAAAACCUUAAUUUUGAAAGUUUGAUAUAAUGUGUAUAUUAUAUAUUAUUUUAAUAUUUACGUAAUUGCGAUAAAUUGCUCAUUUGCUAUCUAUUUUACUAAAUUUUGUUAUAAAAUUCAACAUCUGUCAUCAUCCCUAUAAGGUUUCCCUUUCUUACUAAUACAUAAGUCAAUAUGACGGAUAAAGACAAACGAUUCAUAGCUAAUUCAGGCCAGUAACUCGUUUAUGAAAAAAGCCAUAAGUCUGUUAGAAAUUCUUGUUAGCGUGAUACAGGUUUUUUGUUGCGUUCGGUAACCAAGUGCAUCAACUUUUAUUUGUUAUUCUGUCCCAGCAAGGCGAUAAUAGCAUAGUUUGACCCUUUGACGGGCAAAAUAGUCAGCUGACGCUCGAGGCUCCAGUCCAAUAUCGACCAUCGUACAUUCUAACAAGGUUCACGAUGACGCGCCGCUCACGAUACGCGUUCCGUUCAAAGGGAGAAAAAAAUGUAGGUAGGUAGAGUGACCCAGGCAACCGUAGCCAUGGUAACUAGUGACUAGAAAAAGUUGAUUCACCCAACUAAACAAAAACUGUAUAAUAAUUUAAAUCAGAGAACAAUGAGAAACUCAGACCACAGAACAGUCAUACAGGGUGUUUGGUACAUCGUUUGCCAAAUUAAAAUGGCAGAUAGGUUGAUUCAGUUGUUAUCUUCUCAGGCCUAGGAAUUUUUAAUUUGGCGCACAUUUUUUUUCACUUCUAUGCCACUUUUUCGUAAAUUUCAAAUUUUUACUUGCGUACUAGUAAAAAAAACCAUGGCCAAUUUUGUUUUUCUAGGCAUGAGAAGGUAGCAAAUGAGUCAACCUAUCUGCCGUUUUAAUUUGGCAAACGAUGUACCAAACACCCUGUAUAAACGUAGGAUAGCUUGAAUAAACAGAUGUUUAACCCAUUGAACGUGGUUGAUAUUGAGCUGUAGCCGCGUGCGUUUGUUGAAGUCUAUGCCGGUCAAUGGAUUAAAAUGGUAAAGAAGUGGCGGGAAGAAGUUAAUAACUCGAGAUAUUCUACUGAAGGAAUUUGAACUUUAAAUAAAAUUACAUAAGGUUCAAAUUUCUUAAAUUUUAUCCCGCCAGAUAUCAACUUCUUCCCGCCGUGUACGGAUAUGUUCGCCGUGCAAUGAAGCGAAUAAUAUUUUAUUAAAUAUGAAAAACAAGCGGUAUUUACUAGCCAAUCUGUUACUCUUAUAAAAUCUGAUAUCUCAGUAAUAAAUUGUUAAUAAAAUACUAGCUUUAUUUGAAGUGGGUAUGUUAUUUAGUGAGUUUAGAUUGUCAGCCCUUCAUAUUAAUAUGAGAAAAGCUCGAAAUAUCAGUGGUGAAUCGUCCGUAAUGCUCUAGUUUCCUAUUAGGGUAGUGGUGCCGUCAUAUAGCGGCCAUCUCCAUACAAAUACUACGACAUCCAUAUUUAGCAGUAUUAUUUAGUAUGGAGUCGGCCGCUAUAUGACGGCACCGCUAUCCUAGGAAAACCGAUCUUAACUCGAUCCUCCUCUCCCGCCAGCAUUUCACAAAACAAAUCAAGGCAAAGGGUACUGCCUGCCUUCUGUCGAAGCGAUUCGUUGCAUUAUAAACGGUAUCGUCUUGCGUCGUACCAUUCGUUUUUCGUCAAGUGCUUAAAUUAGUCCUAUUCUGCAUUCGUCACCCAUUCUACAUUCGUCGCAAUCGUCGGUGGCUUUCAUUGUAGAAUGAGUGACGAAAGCAGAAUAGGACUAAUUUAAGAAUUUGACGAAAAACGAAUGGGACGUGCUCACGAGGAACCCGGAAUUGAAUCGUUUUCGUUAUAGGUUUUAGAAACCUACGAAGUUUCGGUUUUGAUAAAUGAUAUAGAACUCAUUUUCUGGGAUAAGUUUGACUCCCGCCACUGAUAGGUAUAGUCAUUAAUGUAAUUCACUAGUUAUUACACCACCGAUAUUGUUUGUACUUAGCUCAAAGUUGUGUUUAAAUCCCAGAUUGUAUGAAUGGUAUCGUCUUGAGUCGUCCCAUUCGUUUUCCGUCAAGUUCUUAAAUUAGUCCUAUUCUGCUUUCGUCACUCGUUCUAUAUUCGUCACAAUCGUCGGUGGCUUUCAAUGUAGAAUGAGUGACGAAAGCAGAAUAGGACUAAUUUAAGAACUUGACGAAAAACUAAUGGGACGACCCAAGACGAUACCGUAUGAAUCAAUCUACCCUCGUCCUGCCCCUGCUGCCCACCAUACUAAGUUUAAGCCAUUGAAAUGUAAGCCAAAUUAUUUGAAAAAUAAAGUUCAUUUUUCUUUGUUUCACAUAUUAAGUAAAAGCAGUUUCAGUGUAAACAUCAUCCUUCAUUUCAUUCAUAACUUGCUUAAAAAUGGAAUAUGUCCUUUAUAAAUCACAUUGGGCAGGACGAGGUUAUAUUCGUCUUGGUUUUAUGCUGUAGAGUUAUUUUUCGCACUCUUAGAAGACACAAAGUCAAACAUAUUAAAUAUGCUCAUUGAUACUUUAUUAAAAGAUUGUAAAUGAUAUGAAAAAUGCAUAAAUAAUAUUAAUAAAUUAUUAAUUAUGUUACAUUUAUAAAGGCCUAUAAACUAUUAUAGACCUCAUAUUCUAAGGUCUGAUUUUGUGUCUCCCAAAUUGAUACUCGUAUCUCAUCGAUUUGAGAGUUACGAAAUUAUAUUUUUUUUUAUUUUGGCUUUUCGUAUUUUUGGUGUUUUGUGUUCUUCCUUCUACUUAAUUUGGACAGAAUUUUUAUAUUCGAUUAACGUUUAUGACUUUUUUAACCUCUAGCCGCCCAUACGUUAAACCUUGCCAAGCAAAAUGAAAUUUUAUACUGUCAACACAAAGUUCAAAUUAGAAUGGAACCGGAGACCUUUUUAUAGGUCUCUGGGCGGCUAGAGGUUAAAUUUAAUUGGCAAUAUUAGAAUGCAUACUGUACAUUGAUAUAUUUAUAUAUUAAAAAAAUAAAAGCGUUACUGCUUAUAAUAUAAUAUACCGCAGACAAGUUUUUCUACAUUUUUUUUUCACAAUAACAAAAACGAAAUUUUGAUUUGUUAACAAAAAAACAAAAAUAAACUUUUAGUUUUCAGCCGUAUCUGCGCCUGGUUGUGUAUCGUGUACAAACGUGCUUUCUAUAUGGCCUUAAAUUGUAUAAGUGCUGUUGAAUGUGCUUACGUGAAACCUAUUAUAUGUAGACAGCGAAAUAGUCAUAAUAGUUGUGUGUGUAAACUCUAUAUGGGCUGAUUUUUAUUUUGCUAUAGAUUUUUCUUGUCAUAUGUAUUUGGUGAAUUGAUAAUUCCCUAUUCUGUAGAAUAGCGUAAUUUCACCGUAUCUAUGUCCUAAAUAAACUUCCUAUGAGCAAAGAGAAUAGAUACAGUCACAGUAAAUUUACUGCCAUAUAUCGACACACCAUAAAAACUCAAAAUGUAAAUGUAUACAGUUAUAAAAAAAAAAGAAUAUACCUAUAUGGCUAAAUGAUUUUAUUAUUUUUAUAUAAUUUCGACCCAAUGAUUUUCACUGACUAAAAUUGUUAAAUAUGAAACGGUUUCGCCAACGCCAUCUAGCCGAGCAUAGGCCAAAGGUGUGUGCGUCAUCUAUCCGAGAACGACUUAUUCUUGAUUUCGGAGGCAUAUUUUUUUCUUAGACUUUAUUCAUCUUAUACGGAGUUACAUAUGUCUUUGCUAUGAGUUACGAAAACUUAUCGUAUAUCCCGUCCAAAAUGAGGAGCCCUUCAAACUUCAAACCAGCCAAAUCGUAUCCAAAUCUAAGGAAAUAAAUUCGAAAAUAACAUUAAAAAAAUCGGCCCAUACACACACAAGCGCUUCGCUUUAGUUGCACUCUGUUGCACUAAUAGUAUAAUGCAUAUUUCUUGUUUUUCUAUACUUAAGGAAAGAGGUGCCACAAUUUGGUAAUAUAGGGCGAAGUAAAUUGAUAAAAAAAAUGCUCGUGUACCCGUCUAGCCGUACAGAGGUCUAUAAAAAAGUAUCCCGCUAUAUUCUUAUUUGAAUCUUAAUUUUGACAAAUAUAACAUAAAUAACAUUGCAUUUGGCAUGUUUUGAUGUCUGAGCGGCUGAAGGGUAUGAGAAGUUAAGUUCGCCGUAAAAUCGCAUAUCCUUAUAAAAAAACGUUAUUUAUCUAUAUAAAUUAGAGUAUUGUAAACAUGUACAGAUAAUUUUGGCCACUGCACGGGCGUAGUUAUCUCUGCUGCUAGCUGUAUAUGAAAUAUUUAUUUCGAACUAUGAUGACAGUACGGGUUCUUGGCUUCAAAUAUGGAAAGAAAGGCGUAAAUUUUGAAUUAUCCUCCUAAGGCUCACAGUUCUAUCAGCUAUAGUAGAUACUUUCCGUACACGGCGGGAAGAAGUUGAUAACUCGAGAUAUAUUGCUGAAGGAAUUUGAACUUAAAAUAAAAUUAAGUACAUAAGGUUCAAAUUUCUUCAAUUUUCUCCCGCCAGAUAUCAACUUCUACCCGCCGUGUACGGUUAUUAUUUAAUAAGUUCUAUGAAAUAUAAAUAAUUUUGAAAUGGACUAUACAGGGUGUUUGGUACAUCGUUUGCCAAAUUAAAACGGCAGAUAGGUUGAGUCAUUUGCUAUCUUCUCAAGCCUAGAAAAUUUUAAUUUGGCGCCAGUUUGUUUUUUCCAGUUCUAUGCCGGUUUUUCGUAAAUUUCAAAUUUUUACUCGCGCGGUAGUAAAAAAAACAUGGCCAAUUUUUUUUCUAGGCAUGAGAAGAUAGCAAAUGACUACGAUUUUAAUUUGGCAAACGAUGUACCAAAUACCCUGUAUUUACAUUUGUUUUGAUUCGAUAGACUUUAAAACAAAAUAUAACCAACCCUAUUUCGUAUACUGUAUGAUAAACUUCAUCGGAGCGGCCAAGGUGCACAAAAAUAUCUCAACACGCACUCGUUUGAGUGCGAGUUUGAGAACCUUGGCCGUUCCAAUAUAUCGGCGACUGAACACGAAUUGUAUGUAAGCUGAAAUUGUACAUAGUUUGACUUGACAAUGGGUCAUUAGAAGCGGUGAAUAAUGUAAAUGUGUGUGUGUUUGCGUCGGUCCGCCAACGCGUAAUGCCGUUGAAGGUCCUCGUUAUGGUGUGAAACAUGUCGAGCAAUCUUCCACUUAAAAUUACGUGACUGGCCCGUUUUAAUAGUCUGUGUCUCACGGAAGUUUUGUUGUAAAAAAUCUCAAAUAUAAUUUUCACUAUAUCAACUAUAGGUAUAGUGUGUAGCUUUCAAAUAGAGCUCGACGGCUAUUCCUAUUGUCUGCUAUUGUUAAGUAAAAUCGCUCGUGCCACGUGCCACAACCACCUGUGGCCUAUUUUAUAAAGCUACAAGUUACAAUUUACAAGCGGAAGUCUCGUUCUAAAACAUAGAGUUAGAAAGAGACUUCCGCUUGUAAAUUGUAACUUGUAGCUUUAUAAAAUGGGCCACUGGAGGCCGAUUUUUGAAAUUCGACCAUUCGAUUUCGUGUAUUUCGUUAAAUAAUAUCUCCAAUACUAGGCACUUAAAUUCUACUAAUAGAAUUAAAAUCGAGUGGUUAAUGGCACUAGAUUCUAAAUUUCGAUUGCUCGUAUUUCAAAAAUUAGCAUUUCUCCGUUUUCCACCGACAUUCGAGUGACGAAAUCGUGCGAUCGAAAUUCAAAAAUCGGCCCCCUGCAUAAAAAAUACGUACGGCCGAUCAGUUGUUCGGAACUGUCAAAUUUUUGUUCUAACUGACAGGUCGAUAUCGUCCGGCGGCCUGUUAGUCAGUGGUCGGCUUAAAAUGUGUCAUCAAGAUGCGUAACAAAGGCGCGUUAUCGGAGAGCGCACCUACACUGGUUUUUUGAGCGUUGGACUAGCCCGCGCUCAGGUGCCAAAUAGAAAAAUUAAGACCUUUUUUUGCAGGUAAGUAGCACGCGCGGUUUUACUUAACAAUAGACAAUAAGAUUAGCCGCCGAGCUCUAUUUGAAAGCUACACACUAUAUCUAUGUCGACAUUCCAUUAUUACAUUUUUCACCACUUCUAGAAACUGUACACCAUUCUAUGAUACAUGUUUACAGAUAUGUAAUGCCCUGUGACAAAAAGAGCCCUCCUAAUUUCCGACAGUUUUCAAAAACAUAUCAUUAAUGCAUGAUGCAUGAUUGAUAAAAAAUCUGUUUGUUUUUGUAUUUCUGUAUUUUCAGUACUGAAACGACAAACUAUGUUCUAAAAAAUAGGACAUUGAAAUAGUAUUUUUCUUUGUUGAUUUAUUUUUGUCUUAAAUAAAGGACGUCGGGCCUUACGAGGCUAUUAAAUAUUCAAUGAUUCCGGACUAGUCUUAUUAUAAUUAUGUACUAUAUUCAGCAUGCAAGUCAAUCGAAGAUCAGAAAAACCGUUCUUUUUCGAAGUCGGAUAACAGGCACUUAGGUCCUGUUAUUAUUAAUAACUUAUUAACUACUAAAGUAAGGCCGCUAAGCACGAAAAAUUUCGUACAUUGACUCGCCUGUCCUAUCUCUAUCGCACGCGCUUAUGCGCCGUAGAUACCGGCGGUCAAUGCCACUAUGCGAGCGAGAGAGCAAUAUAAUGUAAUGCGAUAGAGAUAGCUACAGGCGGUUCAAACGAAAUUAUACGUGGUUAACGUGCAACACACAGAACUGGCUAUCGAUGGACCUUAAGUCGUUGUAAUAAGGUUCACGAAAUGUCAGUUAUAGUUGAGUCAAACACUCGCUGCACGCGAAUACGUAGUGUGCUCUCUGUCACACCUACCUAUGGCGGGCGACGUCCUGUCUCUUUCUUACUUGCUUAGCGUGCUGCGGGUUUUUUUUUAACUCAACUAUAACAGUGCGCACGAGGUACUGUCACAUCCUCUAGCAUUAUAAAAUUAAUAAAGUUCCAUUCUAUCAAAUAGUUAUUUGAUAGAAUGGAAAUGAAAGCAAGAAUUUUGUAUGGAAGUUUUUAUAUGUGGGGUAUAGAUAUUUAAUCAUGUUUUGGGUGAAAAUCUUUAAUGGGUUUUGGCACUUUCAUUCUUGAGAGUCGCCACUUACUAAUAGUAGCUAUGUAUUAACUGCUUUCUUGGUUACUGUUUUAAAUCAUUUUAAUUUCGUGUAUUUUAAUUUAAUAAAGCAUAUAUAAAAAUGCACAUUUGGGCGUUAUCAGAAAGUUUUUCGAAAAUACAUAUUAAACGUUAGUUUUAAACUAACUUAAAUUAUCUCUAAAUAAAAGUAAAAGCUAAAAAAAUCUACAUUAAUUUUAUUCAUAGUUUUUUUUUUUCUUAAAACUCCUGGAUGCCGUCCGUCAAUAUUGACAACUUUGCACCAAAGUUUCCAAAUAAUAUCUCAUUGCUCACUUUUACAUAACGUCAUCCGUACUUGGUCAUUGUAAAAGAGCCAUUGCCUUGGAUAUCGUCCUUUUAGCUUAUUACUGUAGAAUCUCACUGUAUUUCCGGACCGAAGCUUUUGCACAUGUUCGAAACCGUCAAGAAAAGAGUGUAGGUACUUUCUUAAAUGCCGGCAACGCACUUGCUCUUCUGGAAUUGCAGAUGUCCAUGGGCGACGGUAAUUGCUUACACUCGGGCUAUCCGUCUGCUCGUUUGUCUCCUUUUAAAAAAUACUUUUUCAGACUUGUUCAAAAGGCAAAGUUGUCAGUUUUGAUGGUUCACAACAACAUGAGCAUGACGUGUUCAGACGUGUUUUGCUUUGUAAGGGUUAAUUUGGCCAUAAUGUUGUUCACACGUCGCUGCCUAGACUAACAUUUGUUGUAAAUCAAUAAAAUAUCACUACGAUAGAUUAGAACCGAUUUGUAGAAAUACAAAAUGUCAAUCAUUUAUUUAUUUACAUAAGAUAAAUGAAUAUGAUUUUUAUCGA